Molecule: messenger RNA, 1766 nt
Organism: Prinia subflava (tawny-flanked prinia)
Lineage: Eukaryota; Metazoa; Chordata; Aves; Passeriformes; Cisticolidae
Gene: RNF215
Product: ring finger protein 215
Exons: 10
Coding region: 16-1134 (372 amino acids)
Biological process (GO): ubiquitin-dependent protein catabolic process; Wnt receptor catabolic process
Cellular component (GO): plasma membrane
Molecular function (GO): ubiquitin protein ligase activity; frizzled binding
Source: RefSeq, a predicted model, not a curated record
GCGGGGCGCGCAGCCAUGGCGGCGGUGCGGGCGGCCCUGCUCGCCCCGCUGCUGGCGCUCGGCCGGGCCGGCUCGGGCCCCGCGACCCCCGCGCGGGUCGAGGUGGCUGUGGCGGAGCCCGGGGCGGCGGGGCCGGACGGGGACGGGGCCCGCGGCGGGGCCGGCAGCGCGGGCGCGGUGCCCGGCGGCUCGUACACGCUGCGCGGGGCCGUGCUGGGAUCGGGGGGCGGCCGGGCCGGGCCGGGCCGGGGGGGCCCGCGGGGGGAGCGGGAGGAGAUGGAGAUCCAAGGCCGCCUGGUGCUGGUGGGUGAGGUGGAGCCGGAACUGGGCGCUGCCGACAGCUGGAUCGGGGUGGUGCCUGUGGGCAUCGAGGAUCCGGCCGAGGGCCCCCGGGGUGCCAAGGAGGAGUCCUUCACCACUGCCGUUGUCACCAAGAUGAAGCGAGCCCUGGUGCUGGGGGCCUCCGCGCUGCUCAUCCUGGCGCUGAACCAGAACGCCAUCCGUGAGCUGGACGUGUCCCAGCUGCUCGCCAAGCCCGUCAUCAUCAUCCAGUCCUCCGACAAUGUCACCAGGCUGCUGGGAGCGCUGCUGCGUGGGCUCCGGGCUACGGCGAAGAUCACAUACCAGGCAGUGCUGCUGGAGAACCUGGGAGUGACCCUCACCCUGUGGUCCACCUGUGGCCUGUCCCGAGGGGGCCUCUACGGGGAGUGGCAGGGGGUCAUCUGCCCCGGGGAGAGCAGCUCGCAGGUCCAGAAGUACCUGCAGCAGCUGUGGAACACCAUCCUGCUGAUCGCCCUGCUGCUCUGCACCGGUGUCAUGGUGCAGGCCCAGCGCCAGUCGCGGCAGGACCUGUUGGAGCGGGACGCCGAGCUGGACCUGAAGCAGCACAUCCGGCGGCGGCUGUUGGCGCUGAAAGCCCGGCGGUACCAUCCCAGGAAGGCGCUGCGGAGCCGGGCCUGCGAGAUUGACAGCUGUGCUGUCUGCCUGGACCAGUUCCACAAGAGCCAGUGGCUGCGGGUGCUGCCCUGCUCCCAUGAGUUCCACCGGGACUGUGUGGAUCCCUGGCUCCUGCUGCAGCAGACCUGCCCUCUCUGCAAGCGCAACAUCCUGGGGAGCUGUUGCACAGACAGCUAGCUGGCCUGAGGACACACUCCAGGGACAGACCCACGGCUGCUCCAGGGACAGGGAUGGGGCAGGGGGUGUCCGGCAAGCAGCGCUUGCUGCCGGAGCAGGGUUGGUGUGGCUGUGCCUGUCACAGUGCCCAGACUCCGGAGAGGGAAGGACUCAGGGCUCUCCUGCCCGGUGUGAGUAGAGGGGUGGGGGUCCAGAUGGGCAGUGUUGGGGAGGGAAGAUUUGGGGCAGCCAUGGGUGUAACAGGGUGGGGGCUGGGGCAGGGAGAGCCCUGGUCCUGCUGCGCUCUUGCCCUGCUCACAGCAAUUUUUCUAAGACUUGGGGUUUUUGUGUAUUUGCUGGUGGCCGUGGCAGGGUAGGCAGAGCCUGGCUGUGGUGCCAGCCCCUCUGGGAGGUGGGUGACAGACCUGGCAGGGCUAUGGGGUGGCUCACGGCCUUAUUGUGGGAGGGCAGGGGUAGGACACUUUAUUUAUAAUAACUUAUUAGAGAGGAUGGCAUAAGUCGGCUGCAGAGCCAACACAGGGCUUGGCUCACCCAGCACGGUGACUGGGGACACGCCGUGAGCCCUGCCCAGGUCCUGCCCCAAGGGCUGCAAACAUGGCAUGUGGCCAUCCCUAUUAAACAUGGAGCAAGGA